AUGUCCAACCCACGCCCGCAACGCCCCAAGCGCCCCGGCGCCACCCUCGACGCCGCCGUCCGCUCCGGCGCCGGCCUCCCCGACUCCAAACGCCCCAAAUUCGACGUGCGCAACCCCUUCGAGCUCGCCCCGGACGCGCCCGACGACGACGACGUCUUCCUCGAGGUUGAUGAGGGCGCCGUGGGCAAGCGCCGGGUCCGCAGGAAUCGUGUCGAUAUCGAGGGCUAUGAGAGCGACUCAUCGGGCGAUGGCUUCGACGAGACGCAUAAAGCGUGGAAAGCCGACGAUGAAGGAGCGGCCGACGGGAAGGGCGAGGAGGAUGAAGAUAUGUUCGCGGACCUUAGGGAUAGUGGCGAUGAGGGCGCGAAGCCGGAGGUGAAGCGCGGGGGGCCAGGCGAUAAGACGAAGAGGAGUGUCAAGUUUAUGGAGCUGGAGCAGAUUGAGGGGCAGGACUUUGCGAGUAGGCGUGAGUUUGCGGAUAUCAUUGAUGAAGAUAAGGGCAAAGGCGACGACAGCGGAGACGAGGAUGAGGAACCGGAGGAGGUCGAUUCGGAGGUGGGUGAGGGUGGGAAGAAGAAGAAGGCGCCCAAGAUCGAUGCGUUCAAUAUGACGAGCGAGAUGGACGAGGGGCGCUUUGACGACGCUGGGAACUUCAUCAGGAAGGCGGCGGAGAAGGACGCGGUCCAUGAUAGCUGGUUGCAGGGCGUCAGCAGGAAAGAUAUGAAGCGCGCGAAAGAGGCGCGGGAGAAGCGAGACAAGGAAUUGAGGGAGAAGAUGAAGGAGGACGAUGCCAUCUCGACCAGCGGGGUGCUGGCGGAGCUCAUUGGGUACCUGGAGAAGGGCGAGACGGUCCUGGAGGCCCUGGCGCGCCUUGGAAAUGCAGGCAAGAAAAAGAAAGCCGCCAAUAAGAUCUCGUGGCGCGAGAAGAAGAAGAAGGCGGCCGGCGGUGACGAGAUGGAAGUCGACAAGGGAAAAGAGCCUGAAGAUCCUGUGGAAGCCCGCCGGAAAGAAGCAGUCGAGCGUAUCACUGGCGCCGCUGACCGCCUCCUCACCCGCGGUCAGAACGAGAUAUACGACGAGACCCGCGAGUCGCUGAUCCGCCAGUACCGCCGCGAGAGCGGCGAAGACUGGGUUGAGCCAAAGGCCCCGGGAGCCCAAGACAAUGGCGCGCCGGUAUCAAAGACGUGGGAGUUCCGGUGGACGGACGGCAGAGACGAUGGCGGCGUGCAUGGGCCGUAUGGGACUGCUGAGAUGGCGAGCUGGAAUCAGCACGGGUUCUUUGAUGAGGGGGCAGAGUUCCGGUGGGUCGAUGGGUCGGAGGGGUGGACUAGAGUUACUGACUUUGAAUAA
Morchella sextelata is the source of this 1350-nucleotide messenger RNA. RefSeq lists its product as uncharacterized. The transcript has a single exon. Bases 1 to 1350 code for a protein of 449 amino acids. The record is from RefSeq and is a predicted model, not a curated record. Gene Ontology annotation, molecular function: protein binding. Gene Ontology annotation, cellular component: U5 snRNP. NCBI's taxonomy places the organism in Eukaryota, Fungi, Ascomycota, Pezizomycetes, Pezizales, Morchellaceae.